Molecule: messenger RNA, 2436 nt
Organism: Cynara cardunculus var. scolymus (artichoke)
Lineage: Eukaryota; Viridiplantae; Streptophyta; Magnoliopsida; Asterales; Asteraceae
Product: protein ESMERALDA 1
Exons: 10
Coding region: 269-1963 (564 amino acids)
Source: RefSeq, a predicted model, not a curated record
UGACGUCAUCUACAACCACCGUCCGCCACCGUGUUCCGCCGUCCACGUGCACUCUACCACAUCAAAUACUCUUCGAAUCUUCAUCUCUUUCUCUCUUUCUCUCCCUUAGUUCAUCACAAAAACACACAUUACAUUCUCUGUUACUCACACACACACACACAUCUCUAUUUUUUCACUCUACAUCUAUAUCUCCGGCGUAUAAAGGGGGCGAAGGGGAAGGCCCUUGAUUCGGAUUCCCCACCCCUAUAAUGUGAUCUAUACCCGAGAGAUGCACGCUAAAAUCCGGCUGCCCACUAGUGGACACAAUACCCCUUCGCCACCUGCCUCCCCCCUCCGCUCCCCUCGCCUCCGCCACCCUCGCUCCGGAAAACCCUCCCCCCGAUUUGGUUUUGGUGUUUCCAACCGUUCAUUUGCUCAACGUCUUGCCUGGAUCGUCUUAUCCCUCCUAUUACGUCGCCAAGGGAUCUUCCUUUUCGCUCCUCUUCUCUACAUCUCCGGUAUGUUGUUUUACAUGGGGACUGUCUCUUUUGACGUUGUUCCCGAUGCAAUCAAGCCUCGGAGGGCUCCCGGAUCAGUCUAUCGGAGUCCCGAACUCUAUGCUAAACUUCGCCACGAGAUGGAUGCUGAUAAUUCGACUACCGAUGCGAUGUCAACUAUAUGGAAACAUGCUAAAGGUGGAGACUGGAGGCCUUGUAUAAACAAGUUUUCAGGAGGCUUACCGGAGUCGAAUGGAUACAUAUAUGUUGAGGCAAAUGGUGGCUUGAAUCAGCAGAGGACAUCGAUUUGCAAUGCAGUUGCUGUGGCGGGAUAUCUUAACGCAACACUUGUCAUUCCCAAUUUUCAUUUUCAUAGCAUCUGGAGGGAUCCAAGCAAAUUCAGUGAGAUAUACGAUGAAGAUUUUUUUGUUAAGACCUUGGAAAAUGAUGUACGGGUGGUUGACACAGUGCCUGGAUACCUGAUGGAACGAUUUGACCGCAAUUUGACAAAUGUAUUCAACUUCAGAAUAAAGGCCUGGUCACCCGUUCAGUUCUACAGGGAUACAGUUCUUCCGAGGCUGCUAGAAGAAAGGUUCAUAAGGAUUUCUCCAUUUGCAAAUCGAUUGUCGUUUGAUGCUCCUCCUGAUGUCCAACGUCUUCGAUGCUUGGCAAAUUACGAAGCUUUACGAUUUUCAAGUCCUCUAUUGACAAUGGGUGAAACAUUAGUUUCAAGGAUGAAGGAACGCAGUGCAAACAAUGGUGGCAAGUACAUUUCCGUUCAUCUACGCUUUGAGGAGGAUAUGGUUGCUUUCUCUUGCUGUGUGUAUGAUGGUGGAUCAAAAGAGCGUGAAGAUAUGAUAGCUGCAAGGGAGAGGGGUUGGAAAGGAAAAUUUACAAAGCCGGGUAGAGUUCUUCGACCCGGUGCCAAUAGGGUAAAUGGAAAAUGCCCCCUCACACCUUUGGAGGUCGGUUUGAUGCUUAGAGGAAUGGGAUUUGAUAAAAGUACAUCCAUCUUUCUAGCAUCUGGAAGAAUAUACGAUUCCGAGAGACAUAUGGCUCCUCUUCUAGAAAUGUUUCCUCUUUUACAAACCAAGGAGAUGCUCGCAUCUGCCGAGGAACUUGCUCCAUUUAAGAACUAUUCUUCUAGAAUGGCUGCUAUAGAUUAUACCGUUUGUCUCCAUAGCGAAGUAUUUGUAACGACUCAAGGCGGAAACUUUCCCCAUUUUUUACUGGGCCACAGAAGAUAUCUGUUUAAUGGACAUUCCAAGACAAUCAGACCCGACAAACGAAAGUUAGCAGUAUAUUUCGACAAUCCCAAGAUCGGUUGGAAAACAUUCAAAAGGCACAUGUUAAGCAUGCGAGCCCAUAGCGACUCAAAAGGAAUCGAACUGAAAAGGCCAAACGACUCCAUAUACUCAUUCCCAUGCCCAAAUUGCAUGUGUCGUCCAAAUAAAACGGAAGAUUCUCGAACAGCCUCCACACCAUGAUUCUAAUUCUAGAAUCAACCGGAUGAAACGGGUUUCUCCAGUUUGGCAACUUGGGUGCACAUUUUGUGAAAGCUAAGCUAACAAUGAAAUUCUUUAUUUUUUCCAUCCUCCGAGCUUAAAUGAUGAGCAUUUUGAGGUUCAACAACGAUGAAUGUAUACUGGAACGACGUGGUUUAGCAGGACAUCGAGUUGUACAUUAUUAUUCCAGAACGAGAAAAGGCCGCUGUUUUCGUUGGAUGAUGCAGACAUAAGAAGCUGGAUUGCUGCAAAUAUAUUUAACAUGGUCAUCAUGGUGGUUGAUGUUGUACCAUAGAGUGAAUUUGAUUUUCAGUUACAUAGCAACAUUGAACGAUUUGUGAUAUAUUUGGGACCCACAUAUUUUGGGAUCCCUUUUGUUAGAUUCUAUGGAUAAACAGGUUUUGUUUGUUGUGAUUAUUGUAGUGGAAACACAUCUCUUUUGAUGCAUUUUGUUA